UUUCAAAAGUUCAAAAUACUGUGCAGAGUUCACUGUGUCUUGAAUGUUAGAAUUUUGGGCGGGAUUAUUAUAAUACAUUAGCUAAAAUAUAUUACGUUAAAAAUGAAAUUCUAAGGUUUUACUCCAAUACAAAUCAUUUUAUUUUUAAAUGGAUUCACUAGACUCUCUCCAGGACUUUAUAAAGUCACAAAAUAAUUUUACGAAUUAUAUUAAUAAAUCUAAUGUGCCAGAUGUUUGUAAAUCAGAACCUUGUAUGCUUGGUGUUGACGAAGCUGGACGUGGGCCUGUUUUGGGUCCAAUGGUAUAUGGAAUUGCAUAUUGUCCGAUAAAUCAAAAGAAAGUAUUAGAAUCGCUCGGCUGUGCGGACUCAAAAGCUCUUACAGAAGAAAAGAGAGACGAGAUUUUUCUUAAAAUGUUAACCGAGAAAGAAGCUGUUGAUAAUGUUGGCUGGAUGGCUGAAGUUAUAUCACCAAAUUACAUUUCUAACUCUAUGUAUAAAAGAGCCAAACACUCUCUCAACGAGGUAUCGAUGAAUUCCGCGAUAUCAUUGAUAAAAAAAUCUAUUGAAUUAGGUGGGAAUAUAACAGAGGUGUAUGUGGAUACCGUCGGCCCUCCCGAGAAAUAUCAGGCCAGGUUAAAAGAAAUCUUCCCUGAUAUUAAGAUUACUGUGGCAAAGAAAGCUGAUUCGAUUUACCCAAUAGUGUCGGCGGCCAGUAUAGUGGCUAAGGUCACGAGAGACCACGCCCUCAAGGUUUGGGAAUUUCCCGAAGGUCUUGAGAUCAAUCACAAGGACUUUGGGAGUGGUUACCCAGGAGAUCCAUUGACUAAGAAGUUUAUAAGGGAACAGAUUGACAGAAUAUUCGGCUACCCCCUGUUGGUAAGGUUUAGUUGGUCCACGGCCGAGCUGGCUCUCCAGGAGAGAGCAGCGAAGUGCAGCUUCGAGGACAUAGACGAUGAGAAUACGAAGAAACCGAAAGGAACCCAGGCCAUCAGCUCGUUCUUUUCACCAAAGAACGAGCGGAAACGGAGGAGGCAUAAAUUUUUCGAAGAAAGAAAUUUGACAAUGAGCAAUGCUUUCGAAUAAAAAUACGAAUAUUA
This is a messenger RNA of Danaus plexippus (monarch butterfly), 1098 nucleotides long. RefSeq names its product ribonuclease H2 subunit A. The transcript has 5 exons. The coding region runs from base 149 to 1084 and encodes 311 amino acids. Gene Ontology annotation, molecular function: RNA-DNA hybrid ribonuclease activity; RNA binding. Gene Ontology annotation, cellular component: ribonuclease H2 complex. Gene Ontology annotation, biological process: DNA replication, removal of RNA primer; mismatch repair. Lineage: Eukaryota; Metazoa; Arthropoda; Insecta; Lepidoptera; Nymphalidae. The record is from RefSeq and is a predicted model, not a curated record.